AACGCGAUUAUUUAAUAGCAGUGACGCUCGAGUCCCACUCAUUUGCUAUCGGAAAACACGUUUCUUGUUCAAAAAAAUAAAAUUGCGCGCGUUUUUGUUCACUUGUUUGUCAACCUUCGAAAAUGGAGGCGCCUCGAAGAAUGGGGCGAACUGUCAAAAUCAAUGCUACAUCAGACGUGCUAGUUUCCUCGACAUGUGCGAAUGGUGCUCAAACUGAUGCAACUCCCAGUAUUAGAGAUGCUUUUCUGCAGAUGUGUUGUAAGGAUUCUUUCAAUCUGGGCAAACCUCAUGUAGGAUCGGUGUUAAAUGUGGUUUCAAAGCAUAUUGAGAAAAGGGGCUGUGACAGCAUUGGACUUGACAGCUUGGAUUUCUUCAUAUGUUUGAGGAUUGCAUUGAUUAAUGACAGCAAAGCAGUAAGAGCUGCUGGCUUAAGAGUGAUCAGAUUGUGCCUAAAAAAUGAAGAAUACGCAAAGAAAUUGGUUGAAGCAGAUCUUCAUUUCUUCAUUGCAAAGUGCUUGGAUGUGCUUGUGGAUAACUUGGCAGAACGUGCCCAAGCGUUGAGAUUAUGCCGAAGAUUGCUUUUGGUAGACCCAUCUUUAUUUCCUAUUGCUCUGGGUCGUUCAGUUGUGGCCUUGGCUUUUGAUGGCACCAAGGAAAAAGACCGAUUGGUUAGAGCAUCACUUGCUAUCCUUGCCGAACUUUGUAUCGUUAACCCGUCUGUGUUCGUUGCUUGUGGAGGUGUUCGAUGUUUCUCUUCUGCGGUCUUGGACUGCUCUUCUCCUCGUAUGCAGGAAGCUAUGGUUGCUUCUCUGCUCUACUUGUUCGACACGGCGCAGCGGCGAGAGCUUUCAAAAUUGAACCUGCGAUUUCUGAUUGCUCCCUACAGUGAUUUUCACUAUAAGCACCAUGCAGAUUCAGGGGAAGGGAAUAACACUUCCGCCGACACUUCAGAUGACCGUGAGCUCCGCCUGCUUUGUGCUAAGCAAGCUCUUCUUACAGUGCUCAGAUCCUGGAAUGGAGUAUUACAUGUCAUGAGCUGCAAAAUUCUAGAAGACUUGGUCCGGGUCUUGCUACCCUGUCAUCUAGAAACCAGGAAAUCAAUGUUAGAAUUCUUCUAUACGUUGCUGCGAUUACCACUUCCGGAAUGGACGGACGAAUUUUCUGUGGCGCUUUUAGCUACUGAUCCCUCCCGCGUGCGAGAUGCCUGGAAACUCCAAGAGGGUUACGUAGCCGCAGAGGGCAAAUGCUUGCUACCGCAUAUUUCAAAGUUCAGGCCAAACUUAGUAUUAAAUCAUACGGCCCUGUUAGUGUAUUGCUUGGUUGAAGCACGACUUGUCCAGACACUGGUGGAAGUCAUUGUAACUAGUGACACUUUCAUCUCUGUUCGAGCUACGAUCUUACUUGGAGAACUGUUGCAUCUUGGUAGUACUCUUUUACCACCUUCGUGCCACGGUACAAAGAUGUGUCUUCCUCAAUUAGUCGACUGCAUUACUUCCCUCAAAAGCGACCCGGUAAAGCGCCAUCGAGCCGCCCAAGCAGCAGCGGCCCUCUCAAAAAUUCACCAAUUUAAGAAAAAAGGAAUUGUUCCAUAUAGUUUGGCUCUCAAGCAGAUCGUUGAAUUAGAACGAAGAGCUUCCAACAACGGGAAAAGUUAUUCAGGGAAAAAUAAGAAAAUUGAAGAAAACGCGACUACCGUCAUUCGAGAUGACCAGGAGUUCCAGAGUAAUGGAGAAGUGGAGUCGGAAAUGCGAUCCAGCAGAGAUCCCGAUGGCAUUCUCUCUGCGCUUUCACGAGAUUCUGGUGUUUUAGCACAGAAAGACCCAUUGAUCUGGAACUGGUCUGUCUUGUCCAAUCUUCUCUUGUGGAGCAAGAUGAAUUCUUGUGCGUUGGAAGAUUCCAUCUUGCGCUCGAUUAUUCGCCGAGUAAUGCAGUUUUACAAGCCUAGUAGCAACCAGUUUUGCCAGUGCGAAUUCAGUAACACCCGGACCCGUCUUUAUUCUUCUGUUGGUUGUCACUUGAUGGACUCCCUUACAGUUGUCGAAGAGUUUGAGUGCGACAAAAUCUUGUCCGAAUUCCUUGACGACGUUAGUAGUGCAAUCCGAGAUAUAUCACUAGCUUCUUCAGCCCACGAUUGCCUACUCAGCCCUGGUCGUCUUGCCACAACAGCUUGCCAGGAUUACUUCUUAUUUAUUGGCCGGCUGAGCAGUACCACCAAUGGAAUUAACGCCUUGGAAAAGGCCGGCAUUUUUCAAGAUCUUUUAGAAUUGGUGGCGAGCACAAACCACGAUUGUUAUCUAAAAGUAAUCGUUUCCACACUCGAUUUUCACACCGAUGGAUAUGCUAGAGCUAUCUUGAAAAAGAUCUUACUUGGACCUGUCGAUUCUGGUCGAAUUUAUGCGACAAAUCACGUUCGCGUUCUACUACGAGCGGCAGACGAAUAUGGAACGGCCAGCAUUCUUGCAAAGUGGACUGUUCCGUUACUACUUGGUCAACUGCAUGAUAAAAGCCGUGCCGUAGUCAUAACUGCUGCGGAUAUUCUAGAUGAAGCAACAGACGAUCCAGCAUGCAUUGAGGUAUUGAUCCUGCUUCAGACGCAGUUCGUUGAGCUAAUUCAGGAGCAAGAAAAGCAGCAUUUAGAUUCUCGUGCUCGAUUGCUUCUAAUUAAAACUCUGUCGAUUCCCGCUGGAUUCAAACAUUGGCUUGAAACCGUCACCGAUUCCGAGAAUGGGAAAGUGUCCCUUGUUCAGAAAGAAUUGGAUCAGUGGAUUAGAAAUUUGAAUAUUCGUUAUGUCCAGUUAGUUGAAAGUGAUUUGGCCGAUGGUCUGACUCAGCAUCAGCGAGCGGAAGAUGGUCGGUAUGGUCGUCUGAGCAACGUGCGCCAUGCAAUACGAGAUUUGCCUAUGCCGCCACAUCUUUUUUCCCAGUUAAAUCAGCAUAGAGAAGGGCUAGAUUUUUUGCGUACCUCAGGACAGCUAUCUAAGCUUUUUACGGUGGUUACUAAUGCUUCCAUUGAAACUGAUGAAGAGAUAUUAGAACUCAAAGCUGCUGUAUGGGCAUGUGCUCAUUUAGGAACUUCGGAACCCGGGGUUGCAUUAUUGGAAUCGGCUCAAGUGGUGGAAGCCUUGGUUCGUGUUGCGUCAUUCUCAUCUGUAUUGACUCUAAGAGGCACAGCUUUUUUCGCUCUAAACCUGAUCGCCAUGACAAGCGCUGGAGUCGAUAUUCUUGCUCAAUUUGGUUGGGCUUCUAUAAAACGACAUCACGGUGAACUAUGGCAUGUCUUGGACGACUCCGAGUGGAAUUCCUUAUAUUUGCAACACGUCAGUAACCCACUGACGCUGAAAGACAAUGCUCAUCUCGGUGUCGGGCGCGACCGUCUUCGCACCGUUAGCCAGAGUUCCUGUCACAGUGUUACCUUUGCAGCUGACGAAAGAGAAGAUACGAGAGCAGCAUCGAUAUUAACGUCAACCCCCCGACAAAGAAGUAGCUCGGUUGAGCAACCGAAUGGUUGUUGGGAAACGGAUUCACAGCCAUACUCACUUGAAGGCUCGUCCAUCAAUUUUGAUUCGGAUUCUGACCAUUCGUCAGAUGUGCCCACGCCGGAAGAUGCCAUUCGGAGUUGCCGACGAGCGUACACGUUGCCUCUUUCGGUUCAAACCCCUGGACAGGAAUAUGUGCCUCACUUCCGCAGCUUCAGCGAUUCGCAUUACACAAUGGCAGAUGGUGUGUCAUGUGCGGUUCCUACUUCUCCAACAGCGAGACCCAAAAGAGAGUCGCGCAUUUGGAGUAAAUUACGUACCAGUUUACGCUUACGUAGAUCUAAACGCUUUUCUUUGCCUGUGCGAUCGUCGUCGAAACAAAGUUCCUUUAUACCACCAGAAACUGAACCUAUCCAGUUGCUUCGCUCUGAACUGACGGAAGGAGCAAUGUGUUCAACAGACGAAACCUUCUCCUCUUCUGCUGCCGAAGAAGCGUCCAGCGAAGAGGACGAUAGAGAAGAAAGGGAUACAGCACCAUUACAUUUUGAGUAUCAACUCAAUCGCAUCGGAUCCAUUCUGAGUCGUUUAAGAUCAUUGUCGUACAAAAGAAGGCCGCGUCUUCUGAGCUCUUUGAGCAACAGGUCUGGUUGUUACAUUGGACUCUGUUUGCCGAUUCAACUGUCAUACCUCCAUCCACCAGCGGAUUGGUUUGAGCAACCAGUUCCUUCGAUGCUUGCCACCAGUUUUUCGAACAUGACACUCAAUGAAGAGCCACAUUUUGUUCACCAAUGGCAAGACUGCAUCGUUUGCUCCAAAGAUCCAUCCGCAGUCGUGCAACUAGACACAAAACAAACCGAGGAGGAAAAGUGGUUAGUUCGAAAAGAAUUAUUGCGGCUUGUAACGAAUAUGGGAAGCUCCGUUGGUUUGAAUGCAAAUGAACAAGGUCUUCUCAGGUUAAAGCAGCGAUUCCCAUGGGCGUUUCACGAUGUCUGUCUCUUCUCAGAUGUCUGUCACGUCAUGGCAUCUCACGGCUACCGAUUGCGCGCGCGCCGUUUUCUUCACGAGUUAUUUAUGGAUUCGCCGUUUGACGAGCUGUACGCGGUUGCAGUUUCUCGGCUGAAGGUGGACGUUGAAUGAAGAAUAACAUUUGCCCUUGUGAGAUCCUAUUUUCCUGUUUUUGUUUCCCUCUGUGUUUAUCCUAAUAAUCUUUCAUCCUGAUUCCUGCCACGCCUUCUAGUCAACGCCUUGGAAGAUUGAGAUUGGAAGUUUGUUAUGACGGUUCCUAUCGUUCUGUGUGUGAUCAAUAACACGAGAUUUGAAAUUA
Molecule: messenger RNA, 4800 nt
Organism: Daphnia magna
Lineage: Eukaryota; Metazoa; Arthropoda; Branchiopoda; Diplostraca; Daphniidae
Gene: rictor
Product: rapamycin-insensitive companion of mTOR
Exons: 21
Coding region: 123-4613 (1496 amino acids)
Biological process (GO): TORC2 signaling; positive regulation of phosphatidylinositol 3-kinase/protein kinase B signal transduction
Cellular component (GO): TORC2 complex
Molecular function (GO): protein serine/threonine kinase activator activity
Source: RefSeq, a predicted model, not a curated record